This is a messenger RNA of Nomia melanderi (Alkali bee), 6755 nucleotides long. RefSeq lists its product as uncharacterized. Gene Ontology annotation, biological process: regulation of DNA-templated transcription; double-strand break repair via homologous recombination. Gene Ontology annotation, cellular component: nucleus. The record is from RefSeq and is a predicted model, not a curated record. NCBI's taxonomy places the organism in Eukaryota, Metazoa, Arthropoda, Insecta, Hymenoptera, Halictidae.
AUAAGGUGCAACGUCUGUACGCAUCUUAAGUCUGUGGCUGAACUUGGAUACUUUCUUCAAUUUAUUGUUAGAUGGCGGAAGUUCCAAUUUCUUAUAAUACGCACCAUAUGAUAUGAUUUGUGAAAUCAGUGUAAAUGCGAAAGAUAGUGUAUGUGAAAACUGUCGAAAAGUUACGAAUAAAAAGCAACAGAUAGGUGUUUAAUAUAUUCAUCACUUAAAGACGAGUUUAAUAAAUGGGAAUAUACGCAUACAUCAUAAAACUCCAGUUAACAUGAAUAUCAGUUAUAAAAGAAACUAAUACAUUUGUCUAAUACCAGGUAAAUCAUGUCGCAUCAAUCAUUAUUUUUGGAAAAUGUUACAGAUCAUGCUUAUAUUAUGUAUUCUGAUUUUUAAUCUGCUGGUAACAAUACAAAUAAUAUUUCCAAUGAGACUCUAUUGAAGGCAGCGCAGAACGUUAACAAUAACACAUAUAAAGAAACUAAUAAAUGUAUUAUACAUUGGAUAAUCAAAAGUUUAAUUUAAUAUUUCUAAUGAGACAUUGUCCAAGGCAAAUCUGCAAUUUAAUGACAUAGAAGAAGAUAAUAGUGAAAUUAUUGUGCAUAAAAUAAAUAAUACAUAUGCAGUUGCACAGAAUCAACAUGAUAAUAUAAUUAACAAACUAUUAUUGAAUGAAAGAGUAUCACUUUCCAGAAAGACUGCAAAUGCUACAAAAUAACUCAGUGGUAUAUGUGGUUUCAAAACUCUUAGUAGUAGUAUUACCAAUGCAGCUUUGACUAAGGCAAUUAAGAAGUUUAAUGACAUAGAGAUUGAUAAUAAUAAAAUUAUUGUCCCUACAGCAGUGAAUAAUACGUAUGCAACUAUACAGAAUCAACAUAUUAAUGUAAUAAACAUGUUACCAUUAAAUGAAAGAGUUAUAUUUUCAAAGAAAACAGCAGAAAGUAUAACGGAAUUCAAUGAUAGAUGUGGCUUCAAAACUGCCAAAGGUGCUUCAAUUAAUAUCUCCAAUGAAGCUUUAUUCAAGGCGAAUCAGCAAUUCAAUGAUAUAGAAGUAGAUAAUGAUAAAAUUAUUGCGUGUACAGCAAAUAAUGCAUAUGAAUCUAUGAAAAAUAAGAAUAUUAAUAUAAUGAACAAACAGUUAUUAAAUGAAAAAGACAUAUUCUCUGAUGAAAGAGCAGUGUCUACAAAGAAUCUCACGGGUUCAUGUGGCUUCAAAACUGCCAAAGGUGGUUCAAUUAAUAUCUCCACUGAAGCUCUGUUCAAGGCGAAUCAGCAAUUCAAUGACAUAGAAGUAAAUAAUGAUAAAAUUAUUGCGUGUACAGCAAAUAAUCCAUAUGAAUCUACAGAAAAUCAGGACAGUACUGUAAUGAACAAACAGUUAUUAAAUGAAAAAAACAUAUUCUCCGAUGAAAGAACAGUGGCUACAAAGAAAUUUGCUGGUUCAUGUGGCUUCAAAACUGCCAAAGGUGGUUCAAUUAAUAUCUCCAAUGAAGCUUUAUUCAAGGCAAAUCAGCAAUUCAAUGAUAUAGAAGUAGAUAAUGAUAAAAUUAUUGCGUGUACAGCAAAUAAUCCAUAUGAAUCUAUGAAAAAUAAGAAUAGUAAUAUAAUGAACAAACAAUUAUUAAACGAAAAAGACAUAUUCUCCGAUGAAGGAGCAGUGUCUGCAAAGAAUCUCUCUGGUUCAUGUGGCUUCAAAACUGCCAAAGGUGGUUCAAUUAAUAUCUCCAAUGAAGCUUUAUUCAAGGCGAAUCAGCAAUUCAAUGAUAUAGAAGUAGAUAAUGAUAAAAUUAUUGCGUGUACAGCAAAUAAUCCAUAUGAAUCUAUGAAAAAUAAGAAUAUUAAUAUAAUGAACAAACAAUUAUUAAAUGAAAAAGACAUAUUCUCUGAUGAAGGAGCAGUGUCUGCAAAGAAUAUCACUGGUUCAUGUGGCUUCAAAACUGCCAAAGGUGCUUCAAUUAAUAUCUCCACUGAAGCUCUGUUCAAAGCGAAUCAGCAAUUCAAUGAUAUAGAAGUAAAUAAUGAUAAAAUUAUUGCGUGUACAGCAAAUAAUCCAUAUGAAUCUAUGAAAAAUAAGAAUAGUAAUAUAAUGAACAAACAAUUAUUAAAUGAAAAAGACAUAUUCUCUGAUGAAGGAGCAGUGUCUGCAAAGAAUCUCACUGGUUCAUGUGGCUUCAAAACUGCCAAAGGUGCUUCAAUUAAUAUCUCCAAUGAAGCUUUAUUCAAGGCGAAUCAGCAAUUCAAUGAUAUAGAAGUAGAUAAUGAUAAAAUUAUUGCGUGUACAGCAAAUAAUCCAUAUGAAUCUAUGAAAAAUAAGAAUAGUAAUAUAAUGAACAAACAAUUAUUAAACGAAAAAGACAUAUUCUCUGAUAAAGGAGCAGUGUCUGCAAAGAAUAUCACUGGUUCAUGUGGCUUCAAAACUGCCAAAGGUGGUUCAAUUAAUAUCUCCAAUGAAGCUUUAUUCAAGGCGAAUCAGCAAUUCAAUGAUGUGGAAGAAAAUGAUAGUGAACUUAUUAUGCAUACUACAAAUGCUAUGCAAUUUGAAGAUAGUACAAGAAAAAAGAAUACUGAAUAUAAUAUACAUAGAAUAAAUAGUAAAUUUCAAGCUGUGGGUGAUAAGUAUCUUAUAACUACAAAUCAUUCUUCAAAAGAUUCAAAUAUGUUAUUAAAUUUAUGUUCUGUGAACAAUAAUACAGUUCAUGCAUUGGAAAUGGGUAAAGUAGAAAAUAAACAAGUACUUACUAAUGAUGAAGAAGACACAAUUAUGUUUAAUAUGUCUGAAAUGCCCAAAUUUCAAACUGCAAAUGGUCAAAAUAUAAAUAUUAGGAAAGAAGAUUUACUAGAAGCAAGAGCAAUAUUUUAUGAUAGAACUAUAGAAAAUUGUAACAAUGAUCCAUUGUUAAAUAAAUCAUUGCCGAAACGCAAGAUUAAAGAUUUGGAUGACACAUCUAUUGGCAAGGAAAUAAUAUCUAAUCAAUUUAAGAAGUUACGGUUUAGUAACCAGUUUCAGGUGCAGAAGACUGUUUGCAAGCAUUCAGAAAACAGUGAUAGAAAGAAUCGAGAGUCACCUUCCUUUAAGCUUAUGCUUUCAGGCAGUGCCACUAAUGAAUUGAGGAGCAACAUUUAUAACACUGAGAAAAAUAAAGAGGAUAAUACUAUAGACAAUAAUCUUUCAGUUACGCAUGAAAUUGUAGAAAGUGCAGUUGCACUUUUAGCAGAUGAAAACAGUUCAGAUACCUUUAAUCAAUGGGUCUCUCCUGCACAAAAUAAGGAAAACGAUGGUGUUACAAAUAUACAAUUGAGUCCUGUAAUAGGAGGACAAUUUGUUCUUAAAAAAAGAAAAAAUGUAGGCACUCGAAGAAAACAUACAUAUACUGCAGACAGAAAGGAGAAUAAAUUCAUUUGUACAUAUAACACGAACCAGUUAAGAGAUAAACAUUUAAAUUCAGAUUUAUGUGUAAAAAAAGAAACAUCAUUAUUAGUAAAAAAUCAAGAAUCAAUGAAUAAUAUAGAAAGACAUGAUACCUCUGUUGUCAAUGAAUUUGGUGACACACAAUUAAUAUUAGAUUUCAUAAAUGAAUCUGCUAGUAUAUUAGAAAAACGCUUGCAAACUGCUGUAGAACAAGAAACACAAGUUAAAUUGAAAGAAAAAACCAAGCCACGCUCAACAAUUGGUACAUUAUAUUUUCACAGGACUAAUUGUAAUAAUCGAAUAUCUUGGAGAGAAAUUAGCAAAGAGGAUGUACCUAUUCCAUGUACAUGCAAGGAGCUUAUUGAACGAAAAUUACCACCUGAGAUUUUGGACUUAACAGCUGAAAAUGCUGUAACAUAUAAAUUUCGAUGUUCAGAUUUUUAUGGGCAGACCACUGUACAAAAUAAUAUCGAAGGUAUACAAUUGGCAGAUGGAGCAUGUUUGAUUCUUGAUGAAAACGGUUAUGUAGGAAUAUCAGAGAUUAAAAGAUCUUUUCUAGCAAGUCCAGGGGUGGAUCCUAACUUAUUGCCUACUGGAUGGGUAGAAAAUCAUUAUAGAUGGAUUGUUUGGAAAUUAGGGUCAAUGGAUAGAGUAAGGUUUACUUCUAUCCUUUUACCAAGAGCAUUGACUCCAGCUAGAGUGAUGAUGGAAUUAAAGUAUCGUUACGAUCGAGAAAUUGAUAGAUCUCAGAGAUCAGCAUUACGAAAAAUUUUAGAGAAAGAUGACAUCGCAUCUAAAAGAAUGGUUUUGUGCGUAUCAUCUAUUAUUGAGUUUGAUAAUUCGGCUGCUGUUAGCACAAAUUCAAAUCAUUUAAAGCCACUGUCAAAGAAGUUAAUAUUAACAGAUGGAUGGUAUAGUAUUCAAGCCACUAUUGAUCAAGCAAUGAAAAACAAUAUUAUACAAGGUAAAGUGAAAGAAGGGACAAAACUGAUUACUUAUGGAUCUGAAUUGCUACAUUGUGAUCAAGGAUGUUCACCUUUAGAAGUUCCAGAUAAUGUUUGUUUAAAAAUUCACACAAAUUCAACAAGAAGAGCAAGAUGGGAUACAAAAUUAGGAUAUGUAGGACCUUCAGGACCAAUGUGUAUAAAAUUAAAAAGUAUUUGUCCAUAUGGAGGUUUAGUUGGAAAAAUUAAAGUUCUCAUUGCGAGAGUAUAUCCAAUAUUAUAUCAUGAAAAAACAUCUUCUGGAGAAUCUAUUUUCCGUAAUGCUAGAUGCGAGGAAAAAGCUAAUAUUGUUUAUGAAAGAGAAUGUCGAUUGUUGAUAGAAUCGUUCUAUGCAAAAGCAGAGAAACAUUUUUAUAUGGAAAAAAGACAAAGCAAUUCAGAUCCAGACAGUAUUGAUUUGGCAGCAAUGGAGUGGACCAAAGACCGUGAGAAAUUAUUUGAAGAGGAAUUUCUCUCAAAACAAGAAAAGGAGCAGCUGAUGAAUAAAUGUCGUAUGGAGGAAGAAAAUUUCAGGCAAAAAUUAGAAUAUAGAUUACAAAAAAGCUUGCCUCCUCCAAGACAGAUUACACCUGUUUUAAAAAUUCGAGUAGUUGAGGAAGAAACAACUGCUAUUCUUUCUAUCUGGUCGCCAAGUGAAGAGAUUACUGAUAUUUUAAAGGAAGGAAAUUGCAUAUCUGUUUGUAAUGUUACACCCUCUGUUAAAAGAGGCAUUGAUUUGCAACUAACUGCCAACCGGAAUGCAGUAUUUAACCAAAUUAAUACAUCUAAUAAACUUUAUCCUCAAAGAAUGUAUACACCACUAUAUGAUAUAAAUAAGCUCAACUAUGAUCCAGCUUAUGGAGAAUUUGAUACAGUUGGAAUUGUUGUUUACAUUGGAAAUGAGCCAUAUGGUAUGAAAAAUUUUCAAGCUGCAUAUUUGGCACAUCCGAAUGCAAAUUUUGAGUCUUCUUAUUUAUCAGUAUUGUUUUGGAAUGGUAUUUCCUCUUAUGGAUGUGCAGAAAUCUUAACUAUAGGAUCUCCCGUUGCGUGUAGCAAUUUAGAAUGGCGGCGAGCUGCAUUAUGGAAUUUACCUAUGGCGUAUUGUACAGAACGAAGCAGCUUUACACAAAAUCCUAAACAAAAUCAUCUUCAACGUCCAUUUGAAGCACUGAAAUGUUUAAUCAUGGAUACCAGUUCAUAUGUAUCCAAGUGUGCAGCAGAAAUUUCAGAAGAAGUACGUAAGAAGUCAAUAACCAGAUCUUCGGACCAAUUGACGCCAGAUAAAAAUCAUUUGGAUAAAAUUUCAUCAAAUAAAGAUUGUAAUUACACAUUUCAAGAGACUUCGGAAAGUAGUUUAGUGAAUAAUACAUCAGUAAAGUCUAUUGCUAUACAAAAGCGACUUGAGAGAUUACAGUGUUAUGGUGAAGCAUCGAGUUUGUCUCCUAUUGUGCUCAAUAGUUCUAAACGAGUAUCAGUAGACUUUCAAUCACCUGUUCGAACAUCAACUGUGAAACAAACAAAAGCGCACAUGUCAUUACGUACAAAAUUUUUUGACAAUUCUAGAUGAUAAUUUGAAGGAUUAUUUGUAAUUUAAUAUUUAAAGAAAUCUAUCAGUUUAUAAUACGACUGUGAAUGUUCAGAUUAAUUUACAUUUUUUAUAGACUGAUUAAUGGAAUAGAAGCCAGGGGGUAAUUGUUUCUUCUAUCAAAGAAUUGUUAAAUUAUACAAAAAAUAAAAGCGUUAUUUGUGCUACAAAUAUAUAAACAUUUGAAGUUAAUUUAUAACAAUUUUAUGUAAUAUAUUAUUUUAAGAAAUUUGUAUAAAACUAGGUUGAAGGACUUACAUAUUUAGUUAUACUAUACUAUUUAAUUCUAGUUUUGAGCAUUUAGUUUUAUAGAAUGUAUUGAAAAAGAAUAACAAUCAAUUAUACUUAAUUAUAUUUUUAUAUUUAAAUAAUGUAAAUUAAUUUGUAUUUAUAAUGAAAGUAAGCUAUACCAAUGUACAUAUUUUUAAAGUCGAUUUUUCCGAAACAAAUAGAUGUUUAAAAAGUAACCCUUAAUACGUUGUCUACUACGGGGGUUAUUGACAACUAAUACUUCCUAAUUGUUUGAAAACAAUUACAACGUCUAAAAUGAUUGAAGUCAAAGAGAAAUGUUUAAUAACAUAAGUAACUAGUUAAUAGCGUAACUUAAGGUAAUAAUUAUUAAUUGUUUACAUUUAUCUUUGCUACGAUAAAAUAAGUGAUAUAUAAAACGUUCAAAACGCUAGUGGUAGUCAACGUAUUAAGAUAUUAUUAAAAUAAGUAUUAUAAAUUCUAUUGAAUUAUGUAAACUUUAAUUUCAUUUAGUACAUUUAGUGUUAUACUU